Molecule: messenger RNA, 2613 nt
Organism: Microdochium trichocladiopsis
Lineage: Eukaryota; Fungi; Ascomycota; Sordariomycetes; Xylariales; Microdochiaceae
Exons: 3
Coding region: 1-2613 (870 amino acids)
Molecular function (GO): metal ion binding
Source: RefSeq, a predicted model, not a curated record
AUGGAAUCGCCACUGGCCUCCAAGUCCCUCUCCGCUGCUCAGGGUUCCUUGCCUGUGACGUCGCCAAAGCCGGAGCAGACCAAGUUGUCAUCAUCGUCUCCACGAAAAGAACACGACGCCAUCAACAUCCAGGAAUCAUCCUCGACCAAAGAGCAACACCCUUCUGCCGCCGAGACGGAAACUGCCAUGAAUCGAGCUGGCCAUGGGGCCGCUGAUCCAGCAGCUCCGACACAAGACGAGGACGAGAAGCAAGAAGUCAGCGACUCACCAUGUCCCUCGCCGGCAACAGCAGACAACCCAACUCCAACCGAGUCCAGCGCUGCUCCCACAAAUAUGAUUCCACAUCUCUCACAAGCGACACCAUCUUCAUUGGUGGGUGUCCCACCCCAAACCGUCCCAGUGGAAGCCGCAGAGAUGUCGAGAGGUAUCAGCGUCUUCGUCAGCGAGCAACAGCUCCGAUCAAGCUAUACAUAUUGCUACGACCGCGGCAACGGCACGUACUCGCGCCUCGUCGCUCUUGACAUGCUCCCACCACUAGACAACGUAUCCACCACUCAGGAGAAUUGUCUGGGCAUGAUUGUGCUCCCCGAGCCUGCAGCUCCAGCGCCACCAGGCGGUGAGAUGGGUGUGCUUAAUGCUGGAAAUUGGAAGGCAAGUCUAAAUCCUUUUCUACAGCGUUUACCAGAGAAACAUGUGCCUCUUCCAAUGCUUCUGUUAGCGGAUGCGCAUGCUGAUACAUGUAUGCAUUCUGAACAACAGAUUCAUGACGGCUCCUCCACCAGUGAAAGAGUUCUGGCUGGUGAUGUGCAGUCCACGAUCGAUAGCAUUGUCGAAACGACGACUCCCACCACCAACCGCGUCCUUACGUUUCCAUCACCAAGAGACCACUUCACCCUCGACACUGUCCAGCAGCAGCCACAUCACCGCCAGCAGCGCACGCACGCACCACGCCACAACGACGCCUCGACGCCGUCGUCGACGGCGCCAGCUCGCAACAGCAACAAGCGGGUCAAGAUCUACUGCGACAAGUGGGUGCACGAGGGUGUGUGCGCCUUCACCCAGCAGGGCUGCAAGUUCAAGCACGAGAUGCCCAUGGACAAGGCCACGCAGCACCAGCUGGGCUUGUUCCACGGCCUUCCUGCGUGGUGGAGGAAGCAGCAGGCCGAGGCGGCGAAGCACGGCGGAGACCUGGCUCUUCAGCACCAGCAGCAAUAUCAGCAGCAGAUGCAGCCAUUGUACAUGCUGCAGCCCGGAAUGAUGGCUGGUGAGUGUGAGAGUGGUGCUCAGGACAUCGGCAACCUGGCACAGCCCCUUCAGGGACUGCAGAUGAAUCCAGAAUUUGACAACAACAACAACGACCGGGGCAAUCUUGCCAUGCUGGCUCAGCACCCAUUCGGUGGCACUGGCGAAAACCAACAGCAAUUCCAGCAUCAGCAACAAGCCCCAUCCUACUUGCCCAUGCCGGACAACGCUGGAAACUACCCCGUCGCAAACCACAGCGGGCCGCAAGCCCUUGCUACUGGCGGCGCUGUCAGCAACACCGCUGCUUUUUUUCCUUCUGCAACUCAACCCGCGACUCAAGGGCUGUCUGGAUCGUACUACACAAUGCCACAGUUUGUCCAAAGCCCAGGACAAGGCGCCUACGACGAGGACGACUUGACCCUCGAUGGCCAUGGGAACAACCCCAACGGUAACGCUGGCGCCAUGUCCUAUGGACAGAGCGCUCCCGGCUCCGAUCUACCCCUUCGCAGAGGUUACCAAGGGCAUUGGGAUCAGCACCAGCACUUUGGCCCCAUGCCUUCAUUCAUAGGAAGCGGCAUUGUCCAAAGUGUGCCGACCUCGCAGGGUCCGGCUGGCAUGCACGCUGGUGACCGUAGUCGUGGCGGAGUGUCUGCCACCAGUCGUGAUGAAGAUGACCGCCACCUGAUGAUGCGCACCAACUUCAACCCGCACACCAUCCAGAACACCCAGCAUGACCCCCGACGGGCGGCCAGAAGCAUGCCAGACCCCCCGAGUACCGGACGAACUGGAGGAGGAGGAGGAGGAGGCUCCUUCGCCUCACGCUUCGGCCCCAUCGCACCGCCUCCCGCUGCUCAUGCCCUGACCUUGGCAAACGCAUCGCCUCUGACUGCCACCGGCCUAUCGAUGGUGAGCAACACGAACGCGGGCAGCCCCUUCCGCAGCAGCGGAAGUAGCCUCAGAGGACAUGGCGGCGGCGGCGGCACACCAGCAGGGGUCUGGAAGUCGUCGGCGACCAGGCCGCCCUUCUCCGCAAGCGCGGCAACGUUCCCCGUGCUUCGUCAGGCGCAGCACGGCUCGCGGCAGCAGCGAGACGUGGCUCACGACCACGACAAGCACCAGCAUGCGAACAACCAGGCGCCGUCACAAGUUGGAGGCGGUUUUGGCAGUGGACAGGGCAGCAGCAGCAGCAGCCAGCAGAGCUAUGGCGGCCACAACAACAUGAGAAACGUGAGCGCAGAGAUUGCCACCACCACCACGGGCAGCGGCUUGGGUAAGAACAAGGCUAGGGCCAGCCACGAGAACCGGAACCCCUGGCGCUCCGUCUCGGAGAGCGACGGCACCAAGGGCGACGGCGUUAACAAGGAGUGGUAA